Molecule: messenger RNA, 417 nt
Organism: Thermothielavioides terrestris NRRL 8126
Lineage: Eukaryota; Fungi; Ascomycota; Sordariomycetes; Sordariales; Chaetomiaceae
Exons: 1
Coding region: 130-339 (69 amino acids)
Source: RefSeq, a predicted model, not a curated record
CCCGUUCCGGCGCGUCCCGGCCCGAGCAGCUAGUGUAUACUAGGUGGCGUUAGCCUGUGCGUCACUGGCCCUGUCCCUGGGACCUGGACAAAAGCCGCUAGGAGACAAGAAGCCGGAGCCUAUCCAUGUAUGGAUGGUCGGCGAAGACACAAGGCGCGAGCUGAGAACGGGAUGAUCGAAAAGGUGCAAGCCAGAGACGCUAUGACUUCUGCCAGAACUCCCGCCAAAGACUCAAUAGCGAUGUUGGCAUCGAACCAAGCCGGUAUCCGCGGCAAGCAAGAAAGUGAACCUCGAAUUCAUGACCGGCAGCCCAUCUCUAUGACCCAGCCCAAUCAAUAACCCGCGGCUUAUACCCCGCUAUUACGCAGUAGUUGUAGUUGACCCCCCCCCCCCCCCAACCCAAAUCCGAAAAUCGCA